AUGCAUAUUAUAAGUUUAUUUUUCGUGUUUACAUCACUUAUAUCGGAUUCCUAUAAUAUUGGUGUAGAUUAUUACGAUGAUUACAAAACGACCGAAGACGAGAAUAAUAAUUACACCGAUGUAACCGAAUCAAUCGAGCGUAGAUUUGCACAGAACAAAGCCAAUGAAAAAGAGGUGAAGUCUGUAAACUUUAUUUCUGACCAAACUGAUACAAGACCAUUCUUCUACACCACAAUAAAAUACGAACAAUCCAGUCCUAUAAACAACACCGUAAAAGAAAGUUAUUCAGAUAUUCCUACAAGAAAUAAACUAACACAAGUUUUUCAUCAGACACUGUCAAACCAAACACCAGAAUUUAAUUUCUUUAAAGAUUAUGUUUAUAUUUACGAUGAUGAUGAGUCUAAAAUAUUGCGACAAGAUAAUGUUUCAAAACAAAUACAAAAGGAAACACCUGUUAACGAUACUGCUCAUGUUAAGUUAAAAGAUCAUUCGGUCCAGUUUUACAAUUUAGAACCGGCAGUUGAUAGAGACAUUUUCAAGGAGUAUCCUAAUGACACAGACGAUGAGAGUGUUUGGUACGUUCCAGAAAAUUAUCCAUGUUGGGAGCUUCCUUUGUUAUAUGGUGAAUUAGGACAGAGGAAAAAAAAGUCGGAAGUGUUUUUGAUACUUGGUGGGCGAUUAAGAAAUGUUGUCGAACCUGACUAUAAUGAAACAAGUUUUAAAUCCCAGAACUCACAGCGUGAUCAAAUUGUAACGAACCGAUGGUGUGGCGUUCUACCGUGCUAUGGUGAUCACACUCUAUGUCUCUUUCCAGAUGACAGUCUCUCAAAACUCUGCGAAAAGGGGUAUACGGUAGAAGUACCUUCGAUUUUAGAUCAGAUUGCUUUGGUUAAUACCAUUAACUCUAUGCGCAAUCGAGUUGCAAGUAGGGAAUCCGAUCGAUAUUACCAUUUGCCUUCAGCAGCGAAUAUGAAAGAGAUCAAUUAUGACUAUGAUUUGCAAAAGGUCUCGGAAGCUUGGUUACGUCAAUGUUUGCCAGGACCAGCACCUUGUUCAGCUCUGGAAGGGAAUAGCGUUUCACACCUUGAAUGUACCAAAUAUGCUGAUUUCUGUUGUGUAAAGUCACCGGGAUCUUCUUAUAUAUGCACACCGAAGACAGAAUGUUUUAUUUCGCCAAUAAUAGGAUGUAUUCACGUGUGGUUUUGGAGUGGUGGUAAAAAUAUACAACCGGCUGAUGUACAAUGUGGUCGCACUUCUGUGAAUAAUUUCAAUGCCGUUCAACUACUCUGGGCGAAGACAAUGAAAAUCGGAUGCGCCUAUGGUAAAAGAAGCAAUGGCGAUAUAAGAGUUGUGUGCAACUUUGCACCCGGGGCCCCGUACUUUUUAGAUACCAAAUUGUUUUGUGGCGUAAUAGCCCACAAAUAUAAUACAUAUGCGGAAAAUCGUUCUCUCAAGGAAAACUUCGUGUCAUCUUUAGCGACAUUUUGGAAUGAUAUCCAACCUUCUGAUAGAGAUACGGUUGAAAGAAUUUAUAACAGUAGUAUUCUAAGUUAUUUCAAAAUAUCUGAUACCGCAAAUACUAUAUGGGGUGUACAGAGUUUGAAUAAAAUAUAUAAGGAGGGCUGGGUACGAGAGUUUAUUCACGGUCGAAGAAACGGGACCAAAGGAAUGAUUGCUCGUCUGGUAACGAAGUACACCUUUAUAGAUGAAAGCGAAGCUCGCUGCGAUACGAACGAUUCUAUAUAUAUUUCUGGAGAACCUGGCUCGCUCUGUGUAGAAAGAGGGAGAAGAUACAAUAACCUUUGUUACGAUUUUAGAGAUCCUACGCCCGGGUACAGAUCUGUGGCUGUAGCUGCUCCAAUUGCACUGUUCUCUUUGAUACUAUAUGACUUAUUUAGUGGUGUUGUACGGCAAUCUAAUUAA
Leptosia nina is the source of this 1923-nucleotide messenger RNA. The record is from the annotation of a GenBank genome assembly. NCBI's taxonomy places the organism in Eukaryota, Metazoa, Arthropoda, Insecta, Lepidoptera, Pieridae.